AUGUCAGCUGAACAUUUCAUUGGAUCUGGUACCCUACAAUCGAUUUCUUUCCAUAAGAUUUACGUCUUGGUUAUUGUUGGGUUCCAUGACAGACACCUCCAUUCCCUCUCAUUCAAUUCCAAUAAUUGGCGUGUGUACCGCGAUUUGUUGACUAGUCGAUUAGAGAUUUUAAUUACACAGACUAUUUUCCAAACAACUGGUUUGCAAUGGCUUACAAUCUUAAUGGAUGAUGUUUAUGAGUUUUCAGCUUCAGCUGUUACUGCUUGGCUUAUAUUCGAGAUGUUGAUUUUGUCUCACAAUGCUAUUACAGGAGUUGAACUUAAUUUCCAAAGAGUUAAGUCUUACCCUGAAGCCAUUAGUUCGAACAAGUUCAUUUUGGAGGCGGACUCUCUUGAGUCUAUGCACUUCAAAGAUUGUGCCCUGGAUCUAUUCAAGCUUGUCGGGAAAAGGACCUUGAAGCAUUUAACAGUAAAUGAUUCUAGUGUUAUAACUCUUGAUGUUGGUGAAAAAGCUGAAAGUCUUGAAGUUGUUGAUGUUAGCAACUUCACAUUAGCCCAGCCAAAGUUAUAUUAUAUGAUAUUUAAGUCGUCGAAUUUGAGAGUUCUUCGGCUUUGGGAUGUGGAGUUUGAUGAUGAUGAUGACAUUAUCGAUUUGGAAGCUAUCGCUAUUUGCUUGCCUAAUCUGUGCCAUCUUUCAUUGAGUAGUUGUACUAAGAUACCCCCAUCUCGAAAAGUUGAUAAUUUGUGGUAG
Amaranthus tricolor (Joseph's coat) is the source of this 750-nucleotide messenger RNA. RefSeq names its product F-box/LRR-repeat protein At1g67190-like. The record is from RefSeq and is a predicted model, not a curated record. Lineage: Eukaryota; Viridiplantae; Streptophyta; Magnoliopsida; Caryophyllales; Amaranthaceae. The transcript has 5 exons. The coding region runs from base 1 to 750 and encodes 249 amino acids.